Molossus molossus (Pallas's mastiff bat) is the source of this 559-nucleotide messenger RNA. It is a transcript of the gene NDUFS5, whose product is annotated as NADH:ubiquinone oxidoreductase subunit S5. Bases 108 to 428 code for a protein of 106 amino acids. The record is from RefSeq and is a predicted model, not a curated record. NCBI's taxonomy places the organism in Eukaryota, Metazoa, Chordata, Mammalia, Chiroptera, Molossidae. The transcript has 3 exons. Gene Ontology annotation, biological process: mitochondrial respiratory chain complex I assembly.
UGCAAGCGUCGCGCUGCGGACGUCCUUUGCGUCAGGUCUUCGCGUCGCCUGCAGAGCCUCCAGUACCCGCGGCAAGCGAACGGACAAGGGCACCGCGGCAGGACGCCAUGCCUUUCUUUGAUAUACAGAAAAGGCUGGGCAUUGACCUAGACCGCUGGAUGACAAUUCAAAGUGCUGACCAGCCUCACAAGAUUCCUUCUCGGUGCCACGCUUUUGAAAAAGAAUGGAUAGAAUGUUCACAUGGAAUUGGUGCUAUUCGCGCAGAGAAAGAGUGCAAGAUAGAAUAUGAUGAUUUUGUAGAGUGCCUUCGUCGGCAGAAAACGAUGAAACGUCUGAGUGCCAUCUUGAGACAGCGGAAUAAGCUAAUCAAGGAGGGGAAGUACACACCUCCACUCUACCACACGGGCAAGGAGGAUCCUAGGCCCUGAGCAGAGCAGCUGCCGAUGGCUGGGGGCUGAUUUUCGUGUUCCUUCUUCUCUACUGGAAAGUUUAUGUACUAGCAAACCUCUUUGUGAAGGAGUCUAAAAAUAAAGGAUUGCUCCAUCUUACUUGUUCUAUA